Lagopus muta (rock ptarmigan) is the source of this 1541-nucleotide messenger RNA. RefSeq lists its product as uncharacterized. The coding region runs from base 1 to 1518 and encodes 505 amino acids. The record is from RefSeq and is a predicted model, not a curated record. NCBI's taxonomy places the organism in Eukaryota, Metazoa, Chordata, Aves, Galliformes, Phasianidae. The transcript has a single exon.
AUGAGCGACAGCAUUGCCACCAUGAAAAGUGAAGAUGUACUAUUUGAUCUUUUAGAAAAACAUGGUGCUCGACCCUCUUUAUCAGGUAUGGAUUGGGCACGACAGAACUGGUAUAACUUGCAGAGUGUUUCUGACCGUAUUAGUAUCCUGCAAAAGAAUGCUCGUACCCGAGAUGGAAAAGGAAAGUCAUUUAUCUGUGCAGUACUGGGUUCUGCUCUGGUUGCAGCCACAGAAUUCCGAGACCAGCAACUUAAGGCAGAAACCCAAACUGUAGAGUCGCUGCAGGAAUUGGUCAAGACUCUGCAGAAACAAACAGAGGAACUACAAAGGCAAUUAGAAAAUGAAAAGCAUGAUUCAGCUCUCUUACUAGAGGCUAUGAAGGAACAGUUAAGGUAUAAAGAUAAUAGCGAUAUUAUCGCUCAUAGUUUGCCUCGAGAAAAAAUCUAUCCUCUAGAAGGAUUGAAAGAAAUGAAAGCAAGGUUAGACAAAUUAGAGGCCUCUCCAGCCCAGAUGCGUCCUUUGAUAAAAACUGAAUAUACAUUUGAUAACAGUGAGGAUCUAGAUCCUCAAAUGAAUGUUAAGGAAAUUCCCUUCUCAGCCACUGAACUAGCAAAAUUGAAAAAGGAUUUCAGCCGCUCUCCAAAGGAAUCUGAAACAGAGUAUGUAUGGAGGGUUAGCCUCACUGGUGGAGACCAGAUUCUGCUAACAGAAAAGGAGGCGGAAGGUUAUUGGGGACCAGGAGUAUUUUUAACUACUGGCAACAGUCGUGCUCCCUGGUCCUUAACACAAAGGGCUGCCUAUUGGGCAGGUGGUCUCAACCCUUUAGAAAGGGGAGACCCUCUUGCCAUUACUGGAACAGUUGAUCAAUUAGUAGAGAGUGUUCAAAAGGCUGCUUGUCUCCAAAUGAUGUAUGAUAGAAAGCUGCAGCCGCACCAUGAAUCACCUAUGAUGAUGCCUGUCGAUCCUGAAAGAAUGACCCCUCUAAUUAGGGGGCUUCCAGAGUCGUUAAAACCUAUAGGUAUUCAACUGCAAGGAAAAAUACAGGCAAUGCCUCAAGGAGAGAGGGCCCGGGCAGCGUUAGAAGGAACUUUAACCCCCAACAAUCUCCAGACGGCAUACAAAGUGUGGACAUGGGGGGAGGUCGCUCAAGAGUUAAUAAACUACGGCCGAAGGUACGGUCCUGUGACUACCUUCACCGUUAGACCAGAGACUAAGGGAGUGAGGCGUGCAGUGGUUAAUCCGACCCCUCUCCCAUCCAACCCAGUUCACAACGGAUUUAAAGGGGCUUCAUUUUCAGUAAAGCCAAGUGGGCGAAAUAUAGAUCAUAAACGUAAUAGUUUCUGGACGCUGGGCUGGCAGAAGGGCAUUCCGCGAGAACUUAUGGAUGGAUUAUCUACAGACAGGCUAGAGAAAUUAGUAAAUUGGUGGCCAAGACAAAAGUUCGAAAAGAGUGACACUCCAUCCCCUAGUGCUCCCCCUUUGGAAUCAGCACAGGCGGUAGGACCUCAGGAAAACUAGUGCCUUCGCUCCUCUCAAGUGAG